Messenger RNA from Monascus purpureus, 1257 nucleotides. Lineage: Eukaryota; Fungi; Ascomycota; Eurotiomycetes; Eurotiales; Aspergillaceae. The record is from the annotation of a GenBank genome assembly.
AUCAUUCUUGCCCACUUCUAACGACUCUCCCCUGUCUCUCCCAGCAUCUUCUUGACGAAACAAUUCACAUCCUCCUGCUUAUAUUCUCUCAGAUAUUCCUUGUGUCCUAUCUGUCUUGGUCAAUCUACAUUCUUUGUUGCGUUUCGCCUUUGUCGCCCCUGUCGUACACAACUCCUUCGUGCCCGCGCGUCCCUCACCUGAUGACCGCUCUCUUUUAAGCCUACCUACUUGAUAACGACAUUAAUGGAUAACGCAAAUUUGUGGACCCGGAGAUCGAACGCCUCCAAACUGUCUCUCUCUACCGGGGGCUCUGACGGUAAAGAGGGCGCCACGCGCGGUCAUACGUCGAAGCGCUUCGGUCAAGAUAGCUCUCACAACAGAUCGAAUCCAUUCAACGCAUUAUCCCCGCUGUCAGGCGGCGUGUCCUCCCCAUCAACCAACGCCUCGUCCGCAUUCGGCUUGGGUUCUGGUGCGUUUGCGUCCUUCAGUACUCCAAAAACCCCCGGUGGCACGUCCGAUCCAGCGCCGUCGAAGGCCUCUAACGAGAAACGAGACCGUCAAACGGAGCAGGACACUUUGUCAACCGAUAACGGGAAGGAGAAGAGCUCGACAACAUCGUCCAGGGAACAUCCAUUGAAGUCUACGUGGGUCAUCUGGUAUCGCCCACCUACACCCAAAUAUUCUGAUUACGAAAAAUCGACUGUCGCGUUAGCCACGAUAUCGUCUGUGGAAAGUUUCUGGAACGUGUAUUCUCAUCUCAAGAGGCCUUCCCUCCUCCCGACUGUCUCGGAUUACCAUAUCUUCAAGAAAGGUAUUCGUCCUGUAUGGGAAGAUGAAGAGAAUAAGAAAGGUGGGAAGUGGGUGGUCAGGUUGAAGAAAGGGGUGGCAGACCGAUACUGGGAGGAUCUCCUUCUCGCCAUUGUGGGUGACCAGUUCGCUGAAGCUGGUGAUGAAGUUUGUGGUGCCGUUCUUAGCGUGCGGAGUGGAGAGGAUGUGUUGAGUGUCUGGACGAAGAUUGACGGGGGGCGCAACAUCAAGAUCCGGGAAACGAUCAAACGGAUGCUUGCCUUCCCGGCAGAUACCAACAUCGUCUGGAAAAGCCACGACGAUAGCAUUGCUCAACGCUCGGCGAUUGAUGAAGCUCGUCAAGCAAAAGCAGCUCACCACCACCAUCACCACCACCUGGGACCAGAUCGACGAAGAAAUACGACCAAUGAUGAUAAUGCGGCGGAUAAAGGGAAGGUGAUGACGUCCUAA